Molecule: messenger RNA, 4754 nt
Organism: Budorcas taxicolor (takin)
Lineage: Eukaryota; Metazoa; Chordata; Mammalia; Artiodactyla; Bovidae
Gene: EPN2
Product: epsin 2
Exons: 10
Coding region: 623-2557 (644 amino acids)
Biological process (GO): endocytosis
Cellular component (GO): plasma membrane; endosome; clathrin vesicle coat
Molecular function (GO): clathrin binding; phospholipid binding
Source: RefSeq, a predicted model, not a curated record
UGACAGUCAGGAAGGGGCUUGUGGACAAUGCCACCUGCCUGACCGAGAGGUGCCUUCUGCCCAGCAUGUUCUGCCUGGGCCCUGCUGCUUCUGUAGGCGUGUCCCCUGCCCUGGACUGUGUCCCCAGGCUGCCCUCGGGGUGCUACUGAGAAACAUCCUCAGAGACACACUCUGCGAGGACGCAGGUGUCUGGACCCGUGUCAGCGCUGAGCAGCAGCUGUCCCCACCUCAUCACCUGGUCUGCUCCUGAACCCAGGCUGGUGGGGUGGCAGGGCUCCGCUGUCUGUGGGACUGCCUGGGUACUGUUGGCUGACAUGGCCCAUCCACCCCUGCCCUCAGGUUCUUUGUUGUGAACUCUUAACCACAUGGAGUGGUUUUAUAUGUUCACUGAGCAGAGUGGCUGCUCUGACUCCAGCGACAGAGCCCCGAGGGAGACUGCUGGGGGACUGGCCCAGGUCAUGGCUUCCGGCUUCUCAGACCUGAGGCUCCAGUAGAGGAAAUGACCGUCAGGGACCCUGCUCCAGACCUGUUACGGAGACUGAACCUCUGUGGGGCACGAACCUGCUGGAGACGGGGAAGCUUCUCUCUCUGAAGGGAUCUGCACUUGUCACAGAAGGUAAAGAUGACGACCUCGUCCAUCAGACGCCAGAUGAAAAACAUUGUCAACAACUACUCGGAAGCUGAGAUAAAAGUGCGGGAAGCCACCUCCAAUGACCCAUGGGGCCCGUCCAGCUCCCUGAUGACGGAGAUCGCAGACCUGACCUACAACGUGGUGGCCUUCUCGGAGAUCAUGAGCAUGGUGUGGAAGCGGCUCAACGACCAUGGCAAGAACUGGCGGCACGUGUACAAGGCGCUGACGCUGCUUGACUACCUCAUCAAGACGGGCUCAGAGCGCGUGGCCCAGCAGUGCCGCGAGAACAUCUUCGCCAUCCAGACCCUGAAGGACUUCCAGUACGUCGACCGUGACGGCAAGGACCAGGGGGUCAACGUGCGUGAGAAGGCCAAGCAGCUGGUGGCCCUGCUGAAGGACGAGGAGCGGCUUAAGGCCGAGCGGGCCCAGGCCCUCAAGACCAAGGAGCGCAUGGCCCAGGUGGCCACCGGCAUGGGCAGCAACCAGAUCACCUUUGGCCGGGGCUCCAGCCAGCCCAACUUGUCCACCAGCUACUCGGAGCAGGAGUACGGCAAGGCCGGGGGGUCGCCGGCUUCCUACCAUGGCUCACCCGAGGCCUCACUGUGUCCCCAGCACCGCACUGGGCCCCCGCGGGGUCAGAGCGAGGAGCCGCCGCCGAGCCAGCGCCCGCCCUUCCUGCUGCGCCCGGGGCCACCCUCCUGCCCGGCCAAUGACCUGGCCCAGCCCUGCCUCUCUUGGGACCCCGGAGCCCAAGCCACCUCCCCACGGGUGUCCUCGGAGCUGGAGCAGGCAAGGCCGCAGACGAGUGGGGAGGAGGAGCUGCAGCUGCAGCUGGCGCUGGCCAUGAGCAGAGAGGUGGCCGAGCAGGAAGAGCGCCUUAGGCGGGGCGAUGACCUCAGGCUGCAGAUGGCCCUCGAGGAGAGCCGCCGAGACACGGUUAAAGUUCCAAAAAAGAAAGAGCAGCACAGCUCCCACCCGAAGCAGACCACGCUGUUGGACCUGAUGGACGCCCUGCCCAGCGCGGGCCCUGCUGCCCAGAAGGCAGAGCCCUGGGGCCCAUCCACCUCUGCCAGCCAGACCAACCCCUGGGGCACACCGGCAGCUCCGGCCAGCACUUCGGACCCCUGGCCGUCGUUCGGUAAAGACUCCCCUGGUGCCAAGCCAGCCACCUCCGUCGACCCAUGGGGGCCACCCACUGGAGCCAGCACACACUCUGCUCCCAAGGGCUCGGACCCCUGGGCUGCCCCGCAGCAGCCAGCCCCCAGCACUGGGAAAGCCGCUGACCCCUGGGCUGCAGCCUCGGCUGCCAAGCCUGUGUCUUCCUCUGGGUCCUUCGAUCUCUUCAGUAAUCUGAAUGGUACAAUUAAAGAUGACUUCUCUGAAUUUGACAACCUCCGAACUUCAAAAAAAGCAGCCAAGGCAGCCUCUCCGCCAGCCCAGAACAAUGGAACCUCCAGCCCUGAUCCCUUUGAGUCUCAGCACCUGACCGUCGCCUCGAGCAAGCCCAGUGGUGCCCGGAAAACCCCAGAGUCCUUCCUGGGCCCCAACGCGGCCCUGGUCAACCUGGACUCACUGGUAACUAGGCCAGCCCCACCGGCACAAGCCCUCAACCCCUUCUUGGCACCAGGUGCCGCCACGGCCUCGGCCCCUGUCAACCCCUUCCAGGUGAACCAGCCGCAGCCGCUGACGCUGAACCAGCUGCGGGGGAGCCCAGUGCUAGGGGGCAGUGCAUCCUUUGGUCCUAGCCCAGGCGUAGAGCCUGUAGCUGUGGCCUCCAUGACCUCCACGGCCUCCCACCCAGGCCUGGGGGCCAGCAGCUCCUCCCUGCCGCCGCUGGGCCCUGCUGCAAUGAACAUGGUGGGCAGCCUGGGUGUACCCCCGUCGGCAACUCAGGCCACUGGCACAACCAACCCUUUCCUCCUCUAGUGCCCGGCCGGGACCCGUGCAGAGCAUCCGUGCCAAGGACGCCGAGCAGGGACUGUCACUUGUGGAAGGGGUCGGGGAGCAGGGGGAUGGGUGUCAGGGUGUCCCGUCCGGCUUCCUGAGUAGAGGGUGUCUCUGUGGUCCUGGGCCUCAGUUUGAGGGGCGAGCAGUGGUGGCAGACAGAGGCAUCACACAGCAUGCGGGUCCCCGGGCCUGUGUCGUGUGGGGCCCCCCUGACCCAGCCUGGCCACCCUGUUGCCUCCGUGGGGAUCUGCCAGCUCUCGGGGGCUUGGCCGAGGCGGUGGCCAUGUGUAGUACCAGUCCAGCCUCAGCCCAGGGUCUCUGGGACACUCUCGCCCGGGACCUGGCCCCCACCCCUAGCCCCAGGGACAUCCCGGGCAGCCCCAGGCAUGGACCGGAUGGAGUGCCGGCACCCUCAGACACUGACCUUUUGGGGACGCAGUUGUGCGUGUUUCUUUUCUUUGACUCGUGUGUGAGUUCAAAGUGAACGCCACCACCAUGGAACAACUCUUGAAUUAAAUCCACUAGAGAAGCUUUAAACUAACCUGAGCGUAGCCCUGCCACGUGCUCCAUGCUUGUAUGCGUUUGCACAGAUUUUGUUUAGUACAGUUUCAUAUUUGAGUUUGCAGAAUUAUCAAAUAGUCUUUUUUUGGCUAAUAUUUUUAUAACGUGGUUCUUAUUUAACUGUCUAGUUUUGAUAGAAUUUACCAGGUCUGGCUGAAUUAAGAUAUUGGCAGUGUCAUGUUAGUGGUUUAAAUUCUCUUAUUUAUGGUUUUAACUCUAAGAAAAUUUAAAUACGAAGAGACAAAAAAAUGCCUUAUGGAAAAACUAAAGCAAAUUCUUUAUAGGAAAAAUAUGGGAAUUUGAUUACACAUAAAAGAUAUUAAAAAAAGAAAAACCUACAAUAGUAACAAAAAAUUGUAGCCUCCAGUUGCCUUUUCCUUUAACUCCCUUUUUUGGUAAAUUACCAAACUGACUUUCAGCCUUUUUGGCUAGAUCCUGAGAGAGAGGCUAUUUUUCUUACUGAUGUACCAACAUGAAGUUAAAGACAAAAUCUAACAUAUGAAUGUGACUCACCAGGUUUUAUCAGCUAACUUCUGUGACUGAAGGCAUGCACAGUUAACAAGACUUGCGUUUACAGUGGAAACAUGGGAUGGAACCCUGUCUCUGUGACCUCCCCCUUAAGUCCACCCUCAGGGCAGAGGUGGGAACAGUGCUGGCGGCUUGUCGGGGGCCAGUGGGCCUCUGCUGUGGCUCCUGGGGCAGCCCUAGGCUGAUGGGCUGCGGCCCAGGCCUGGCUCCCACACACUCACCUGCCCUCCAGACACAUGUUGUGAUGUAGAAAUAACUAUCUCUUUCUUUGGAGAGAAUAAAAAAAUCACUCUUAUACAGAAAAGAUAUUAACAAACAUGCACUAAUCUUACCUCCCUCUCCCCUGCUUCCUUUGCCCCACCCACCACAAUUUAAAAAAGUAUUAAGUCACAAAGAUCAGAAGAGACUCACUCCUCCCCAGAGCAGGGACAUUGGCCCCGAGCCCCAUGUCUGGUCAGCUAGCCUGGUGGGCACGUCAGUCUCCAUUUCCACAGUGGACGUCUCGCCUCCAGCACCAAGGGCAGUUAACACCAGGUCCCUCUGCUUGCAGUGCUGGGCACGGGAGGCUGACAGAGCUCACUCUGCUCCUCCAUUCGGGGGCCACCUCCAGCCCAGAGACCUGGGCUGGACUGUGGGCUCCUGAGUCAUCAGGAAGGCCGGACCGGCUCUCCUCUCCCAGCGGCCCAGGGGAGGGCGGGCUCGGGGCAAGAUGUUCCCCCAGGGAGGGAUGGGCUGACGCCUGCACAGGUGGCAGGACCACACUGCUGGGUGCUGGGGCCAGCGAUUCCUCAUCAGUUAAGAGCCCUUCCUGAUGGGACAUGGGCCUCUGAGGCCCAGGCAGCCUCAGCUCCCGUCCCCGAUCAGACCUGUCCCCAGAUGCCUCUUCCCAUUGCCCGUUGCACUGAUCAUGAAGCCACUGGCGCUGCCAGAGUGUGGGAUGUGUGCCAUCAAACGCCCUCCUGCCAGGUGCCAUGGUGGGGUGUCACCCAGCCGUUCUCAGUCCAGGGGCAGGUGGCUGGUUUUGAACUCGUAUUGACUAUUGAUACUUUAUUUACUGUAUAAAUAUAAUUUAUCAUUUGUAUCAUGA